This is a messenger RNA of Gasterosteus aculeatus aculeatus (three-spined stickleback), 4898 nucleotides long. RefSeq names its product glycogen synthase kinase 3 beta, genome duplicate a (gene gsk3ba). Gene Ontology annotation, molecular function: tau-protein kinase activity; beta-catenin binding; ATP binding. The record is from RefSeq and is a predicted model, not a curated record. Gene Ontology annotation, cellular component: nucleus; cytoplasm; axon. NCBI's taxonomy places the organism in Eukaryota, Metazoa, Chordata, Actinopteri, Perciformes, Gasterosteidae. Gene Ontology annotation, biological process: regulation of neuron projection development; cell differentiation; insulin receptor signaling pathway.
GCGUAGCGACAAAGACAGCGAGCCCGAAACCUAUGGGGAAGGAAUAAAAAAAAGAGAUUCGGUAUCGUCUCACUCUGUACCUAAAACCCGCCGGCCCGGAAGCCUCGGCGAGGACACCGACAUUUGACAGCAACGAGGGCGGCCUUUGAUUCCGAAUUCGUUGAGGAAAACUGUGACAACUGGCGGAUUUUCCGUUGGACGGUCCGCAGGCUAGGCUAUAGCGAGGGAGCCGCCAUGGCAGUCGGGUCGCCGAGCCUCCACAUCGGGAUAUGAGGAGGAACCGCAUGUGUCCCGAACCGUCGAGGGAAAACCGCCGCAUUUAGACCGCAGAACCGCGCCGGGACCAGCCCUGCUAGCACCCGAUCUCACCCUUCUUUUGUGAAGGAGGAUUCUGCACCCAGAAAGCAAUCGGGAUUGGUUUUAUUGGAGGUGGGGGCGGAGGAGAAGGAGGGGGGGCGCACACAGGGAGAGGCCAGAUUCAUGACUAUUUUAGUCGGAGACGUGUCUUCAAAAGGUCCGCCGAGAGCCACAAACGGGGAUUUAAGGAGGAAAAAUGCUGCUCUGAUUGUCCGUUGACGGGCAGGGAAGGACUCGAUUUUGUUUAGGGUGGUAAGAACGUAACGUUGGCAGGAUAAAGGGAUUAUAGUGCUUUUCAAUUUACUCUCAUCCUUCCUUCGGAUGAGAAGGUUCGGACAAGCGACCAGUGCUGCCGAUUAGCAAGUCACAGUCUCCCAAGUCAAGAGAGAGAGAGAGCGAGAGCGAGGAAGAACGCGAGAGAACCGAAGGGAUCGGAUCAUGUCUGGUCGGCCCAGGACCACAUCCUUCGCGGAGAGCUGCAAACCAGUGCCGCAGCCCUCGGCAUUCGGCAGCAUGAAAGUCAGCAGAGAUAAAGACGGCGGCAAGGUAACAACAGUGGUGGCCACACCAGGCCAGGGCCCCGACCGGCCACAGGAGGUGAGCUACACGGACACCAAGGUCAUCGGCAACGGCUCGUUCGGCGUCGUCUACCAGGCCAAACUCUGCGACUCCGGAGAGAUGGUGGCCAUCAAGAAGGUCCUGCAAGACAAGCGAUUUAAGAACCGCGAGCUGCAGAUCAUGAGGAAGUUGGACCACUGCAACAUUGUCCGCUUGCGCUACUUCUUCUACUCCAGUGGAGACAAGAAAGAUGAAGUGUAUCUGAACUUGGUUCUGGAUUAUGUUCCCGAGACGGUCUACAGAGUGGCCCGACACUACAGCCGAGCCAAGCAGACUCUGCCCAUGGUUUAUGUCAAGUUGUACAUGUACCAGCUGUUCAGGAGUCUGGCCUACAUCCAUUCUUUUGGGAUCUGUCAUCGGGACAUCAAGCCCCAGAAUCUGCUGCUGGAUCCAGAGACCGCUGUGCUCAAGCUCUGCGACUUUGGCAGUGCGAAGCAGCUGGUCCGCGGGGAGCCCAACGUGUCUUACAUCUGCUCUCGCUACUAUCGAGCCCCUGAGCUCAUCUUUGGCGCCACCGACUACACCUCCAGCAUAGACGUGUGGUCAGCUGGCUGUGUUCUGGCGGAGCUGUUGCUAGGACAACCGAUCUUCCCCGGUGACAGUGGAGUCGAUCAAUUGGUUGAAAUAAUCAAGGUUCUCGGGACCCCAACCCGGGAGCAGAUCCGUGAGAUGAACCCCAACUACACCGAGUUUAAGUUCCCCCAGAUUAAGGCACAUCCUUGGACUAAGGUGAGUCAACAGGUGUUCCGGCCGCGUACGCCUCCGGAGGCCAUCGCCCUGUGCUCCCGCCUGCUGGAGUACACGCCCACGGCCCGCCUCACCCCGCUGGAGGCCUGCGCACACUCCUUCUUCGACGAGCUGCGCGACCCCAACGUCAAACUGCCCAACGGGAGGGAGAAGCCCUCUCUCUUCAACUUCACCACCCAGGAGUUAUCCAGUAAUCCCUCUUUGGCCUCCAUACUCCUGCCUGCCCACGCCCGCAGCCAGGCCGCCGCCUCCACCCCAACCAACACCUCUGCCACCACAGAUGGCAGCAGCACAGAGCGAGGUCCCAGCACCACCACCAACGCCUCGGCCUCGGCCUCCAACUCCACCUCCUGAACCCACAGACGCCCCCGCCCCCGAGUCUCAGCCCCGGCCCGCGGCCUCUCCAUCGCCCCGGCCAGGGGGUGAGCUCCGCUCAAGCUCCGCCCCCCCCGCUCUCCUCCCUGACCGCAGCGGAGGGAUGCUAACGCUGUCCGGGUUCAACGCCCGGCCAACAGCCCCCCACGCCACCACCACAAACACAGCAUCCCCACUCCCGCCUCCUUUAUCGCCCACCGGCCGCUCACCCGGCAUCCAACUCUACUCCAUCCUCCGUCAGAGACGCCUCUCUGAGCCCUCAACGGGGAAAGAAAGCGCAGGGCCACAGCUGUUGUUGACUGUACUAUUGAUAAAAGUACAGUGUACAUGUAUACACAAUGCUAGCCUGCUAAUGUUUGUAAGAGGACAAUCUGUAGAAAAAGUCCUACGCCCCCUCCCCCACCUACUCCCUCCCCUGUGUCCUCUUCCACACUGUCCCAUUCUUCUGCAUAUGUGUCUCCUGGCCGAUCCCACCUCUGGUUCCUCCUGUAGUGCAUGGCCUGAGUAUGGUUAGGAUCACCCAGGGGAGGGGGGUCAUCCGCCCCUUUCACUUCUCAACUCCACCUCUACAGACAAGGCAUGAGGCUCGCGCACGGGUACACAUACACACACACACACACACACACACUCAUAAAAACACGCACAUGGGUGCAUGAUGAUCCUGAUGUAUGUGGAAAGAAUCAGUCCACUUGUGUGGGUAAAGUUUGGACUUUAUUUUUGUUUUUCUUUGCCUCGGGUUGUUUUUAAAUGGUCAGAAAAGCUGUUUUACUCGACCUUGUUUUUAAUUUUUGUUUUGUACUCCUAGGCAGAUGUUUUCGGAUUGCCAUGUGCAAUGGAUGUGACGUGUAUCUGGUCCUGUGUGCUUGUAUAAUAUAUACAUACAAGAACAAACAUGCAUACAUACAGUUUAUAUAUUACUUUUCCUUAUGUAUAAAAGUAUAUAUAGAUAUAUGUAUAUUAACUGCAAUGAUUCAGAAAUCAUUUAUGGUGAGCUCAUAUCUGGCUGAGCAGUGGCAAUAUUUGCCGCCGCCUAAGGACAAUAGAUGUAGACACGGUGGUGUUUUUGUUUUCUUUGCUGGAGUGAGGUUAGAUUCCAGCUGUCUCAUCCAUGUCUCUUUUUAAGGCUGUAGAUGGACUUCUCCCGUCUUCGUACAUGUGCUGUCCCGGUCUCUGUGAAGAACUCAAGGCGUUUCUCCAUCCUUGUCUUUCCUCGACACCUCGCGAAGCCUCGGCGGUGGUCGCUCGGCUCGUCCCCGGCUGUCUCGUGCGUUGUGACCACUGACUGCAGUGUUAGCGUAGCCUUCUUCCUCACCCGCCCGCCGCACAUAGAGCCGCCCGGUACAGUCAGUCCAAGCGUCGUACCCACAGAAUACUCACUACGUUAAAAAAUAAUAAAAAAGAAGAAAUGAAAAAAGCAGAAUUUGUAUAUACAGUAUAAAUGCGCCUCACCAAAAUUCUGACAUGUAUGACUUGUAUGUUUCUUUUUUUCAUGUUUUUUUUUUAUUUUAUUUUUUUAUGUUUAAGGUAUGUAUAUCUGCAGACCCAUGUACUGUUUAUGAGCAAAAACAAAGAUGAAAAAGGGUAGACGUGAAAAAAAAGAUUAAAAAAAAAAACGGCAUCAGGGCGAACUGAUGUUUGUGGAUAUUGUAGAGAUGAUGAUGAUGAUGAUGAUCAGCUUUAUCCAGCCAUAUGUUCAAUCUUACCUGUACAGUAGAUGACCGCUGUAUUAUUGUAACAAGAACUAGUCAUGUAUAGUGUAACUAUAGUUUGGAGUGCCUUUGCUUUCAUACACCCUUCGCCUUGUUUCCCUCCUCACCCAGCCGCCAUCACCCUCUCACCCCCAUUGUGACUCUCCCUUUGGUGCUGUUGAAGGUCCUGCUAUCCUGCAACACACACACACACACACACACGCACACACACAAAUUCUGUACCCACUUGAAUAUCAGCUCCCUCCAUUUGCACCUCUUUCCCCUUUUCCCAUUGCACAUUACUUGUAAUAUACAGACAUUGUUAAUUAUAAGGUUUUUGUUUUUGUUUUGGUAGUUUAUCUUGGGAAACAUGUACGCACAGACAUGUACACCAUAGUUGUGGCAUGGGCUCCGGGCUGUGAAGUGAGGCGGGGGGUCCUCCUAUACAGUGUAUGUGACUGUAUAUACACAGACAAUAGAGCACCGUUCCUGUGUUAAUCACAGUGUUGGUUCUGUUACCAAAGCCAAACCAGGAUGUAGUUGUGAUGAGCCAUCCUCCUCUUCUCUCUGGAUAUGUUGUUAAUCUGCCCUCUUGCCUCUUCUCCUUCCUGUCAGCAUCCUUGGCCGGUGGGAGGGAUUCAGUAGCACCGAAGGUCGAGUCAUGUAGCCUCUCUUUCUCCUGCUUGCUGUAAUUUUGCAUUCAUAGAUGUGUUGCUAACAACCACAGAAAGGUUUGAGCACCUCACCCUGCUCCUAACUCCACUUCAAAGCACCACAAAGGUUCCCAAAACAAGACAAGCAAGCAUACAUGCUAGUAUAAUAUAUUACUAUAUAUUAUAUAAUACUAAUAUAUAUAUUACUAUAUACUAGCAUUUACAGUAUGCUACCUAGGGAUAAAAGACAAAUCAUGGAAAAUACCACAAAAGCAUCCUGUAUAACAGUACUACUACUUGAAUGCCUCCGUUUGUGACUGAAAUGGUUUCUUUUUCUCUUCUGUUCUGUGAAGGUAAGCUAAAUGUGCACCUCUGUAAAUAUUCCCCUUGCGUGCUCUGAGGAAUAGUUCCCUGGUACUGUAAUUUGCAUUAAAUAAAGAGUAGGAUAGCCUGGAAAUGA